This is a messenger RNA of Alternaria ethzedia, 1098 nucleotides long. RefSeq lists its product as uncharacterized. NCBI's taxonomy places the organism in Eukaryota, Fungi, Ascomycota, Dothideomycetes, Pleosporales, Pleosporaceae. The transcript is spliced from 2 exons. The record is from RefSeq and is a predicted model, not a curated record. Gene Ontology annotation, molecular function: glycosyltransferase activity. Gene Ontology annotation, cellular component: Golgi membrane. The coding region runs from base 1 to 1098 and encodes 365 amino acids. Gene Ontology annotation, biological process: protein N-linked glycosylation.
AUGAUGCUACCGUCGACUGGAGGUCGGAGCCCGUUGCUCGCGCUCUCGGUGAGCGCUGGCUGUGUCCUGGUAUUCAUCUUCGCCUUCAUGGCUUGGCAGAGUCCACCCCGGGUGACUUUCCCACAUGGCCAGUCUAACUUAGCUGCAGCCAGCGCGCAGACCGACUCGACCAUUGGCGAUGUCAUCAAGCUACUGUACCAGAACCUGAAGGUGUCACCGACUGAGCCCUUCAUUCGCGAACCAAAUGGCAGCCACAUCACGUUGCCACCGAACCCGCGCUACAAGAAGAACCUAGGCAGCGACGUCCUGAUUCUGGAUCUGGAGACCCGUCCCCUCAAGUCUACUGAGGAGUACGAACGGGGCGAAUAUGACUGGCGCAACAUCAACCACGUUUCCGGCGGCAUCUUCAACCACUACACGUAUGCGCUUGUCCACGGCUACGACUACAAGUUCGUCCAAGCCCGCGAAUUCGAAGACCGACACGCUACCUGGAUCAAGCCCUCUGCACUUGCAAACCACAUCAAGGACUACAAGUUCAUCAUCUUCCUCGACGCCGAUGCUGCUUUCCGCUUCCUGCACGUCCCUGUCGAAUGGAUGCUCAACCACUGGGACGUAAAGCCGCACCACUCCUUCGUCAUGGCCAAAGACCCUUGGAGCGCAAAAGAGCCCCAGUACAACUCCGACCGCUUCAACCGCACCUACACCAACACCGGCUUCAUGAUUGUCCAGAACAACGAGCAAACCCUGCCCAUUCUCAAGGCAUGGCACGAGUGCCCCGACGACACCCGCUACGCCAACUGCUCGCAAUGGAAGCAACCCCGCUUCCACGAGCAAUCCGCUUUCGGCGAGUACAUCCGCUACGACUACGAGCAAUACAUCAAGGAGCUUGAGUGCGGAGAGGCCAAUGGCUUCCCCGGUGUCGAAGUCAGCAAUUGCCAGGGCAAGCUCAUCCGCCACUACUGGUUCGAGAAGAGCAACGUCAAGAUGGACUUCCGCGAGAACAUCAUGAACGCACUCACACUUCCGAUACAAAAGAUCUUCGCGCAGAACACGAGUGGCGUCGUAUACCAGCAGGAAGAGAAUGUCAUACUACAAUAG